This is a messenger RNA of Anneissia japonica, 4915 nucleotides long. RefSeq names its product 3-phosphoinositide-dependent protein kinase 1-like. The record is from RefSeq and is a predicted model, not a curated record. Gene Ontology annotation, molecular function: ATP binding; protein serine/threonine kinase activity. NCBI's taxonomy places the organism in Eukaryota, Metazoa, Echinodermata, Crinoidea, Comatulida, Comatulidae. The transcript is spliced from 13 exons. Gene Ontology annotation, biological process: intracellular signal transduction; peptidyl-serine phosphorylation. Bases 110 to 1624 code for a protein of 504 amino acids.
UAUCUAUUUUUGUCAAAGUACUUUGGUAGUCCAUGAACUGGAUUAAUUGAUAGCUGAGCAUACUAAGUAAAUCUCCUGAUUUUUUAGCAUUUUACUAUAUGUUUACAAUAUGCCUAGCAUGCUGACACUGGUUUUCAGAAAGCUUAAGGUAGGAAGCAAGCCACAAAAAGAAGAAAGCUCAAUGGCACCGCAACCAGAUGCGUCGCAGCAGAGGGUUCAACCCCCAAAGAAACAACGUUCUGAUUUUGAGUUUGGAAAGAUUCUUGGUGAAGGAUCAUAUUCAGAGGUUGUUCAAGCUACUGAGAAAACCACAAGAAAAGAGUAUGCAAUUAAGGUAUUAUUAAAGCGACAGAUGAUCCGGGAGAAUAAACAGAAGUAUGUGAUGCGAGAGCGAGACGUUCUAACACGCUUAAAUCACCCGUUUUUUGUAAAGUUGUAUUUCACCUUUCAAGAUAAGGAUAGGCUUUAUUUUGGUUUAAGUUUGGCAAAACGUGGAGAGUUGUUACCCUACAUACAUAAAGUUGGGUCGUUUGAUGAGUGCACGACUCGAUUCUAUUCUGCAGAAAUUAUACUAGCACUAGAACACAUGCACAGCUUAGGCAUCAUUCAUAGGGAUUUAAAACCAGAAAAUAUAUUAUUGAAUGAAGACUGGCAUAUUCAAAUUACUGAUUUUGGUUCAGCAAAAAUUCUAGAGGCUGAUAGUUCAGAUGGAAUUGUACGUGCAAAUUCAUUUGUUGGAACUGCUCAAUAUGUCUCACCCGAACUCCUGACAACAAAUAGAACAGAGAGAGUAGAAAAAUCAGCCAGUAAAUGUUCUGAUUUAUGGGCACUUGGAGCAAUUAUCUACCAGUUACUGGCAGGUUUGCCGCCUUUCAGGGCAGGAACAGAGUAUCUAAUUUUCCAGAAAAUUCUAAAAUUAGAAUAUGUGUUUCCAGAUGGGUUUCCAGAGAAGGCUAGGGAUUUAGUACAAAAAUUAUUGGUUAUUGAUCCCAAGAAGAGGUUAGGGUGUGAUGAGUGUGGCGGUUACCCCAAAUUGAAGGCUCACCCAUUUUUUCAAGGUGUAGAUUGGGACAACAUCCACAAACAAACACCUCCCGCUCUUAAACCUUUCACAAUGUUAGAUGGCGAAGAAAUACAUAGUGAUUAUUACGUUGAUGAUUUUAAUAUAUUAACACCAAAUAGUCUAUCAGAUGUUUUUGAAAAAAUAAACACAAACGAAACAGAGAAUGAAAAGACACACUCUAAGAAGUACGUUCUAGACCACUCAAGUGAGGAGCGUGCUCAUUUGCUAAGCAAACAAGAAAAAGAUGUGAAAUGGCAUCAAUUUGUGGAGGGAAACCUAAUCUUGAAGAUGGGCCUGGUAGAUAAAAGGAAGGGUCUGUUUGCACGGAGGCGGCAGUUAUUGUUAACAGAAGGCCCUCAUUUGUAUUACGUGGAUCCAGAAAACAUGGUUCUCAAAGGGGAGAUCCCAUGGUCCAGGACCUUGAAAGUUGAAGCUAAGAAUUUCAAGACUUUCUUUGUACACACGCCAAAUAGGACCUACUACCUGAUUGAUCCGGAAGGAUAUGCACUGGAAUGGUGCCGUGCCAUUGAUGAAAUGAUGCACUACACGUACCAAGCAUGAGUGUGCGGGUAUUAAAAUGGUAUGGUGUCACACGAAAAUGUGCAGAAGUCGCUGUAAAAUUCCUGCUCAAGGGUGGCAAAUCCGUGAUGACACCCUUUACGCACGGUAGCAGGAAAAAUCGGUUUCUGACAUCCGUGUCAAUUUCGACGAGAAAAUAGCAUGUUGCAUUGAUGUGUGGUGGAUCAGUUUUUUAUUACGAAUCAAAAUCUAAGGAAAACAGUUGCCUAUUACAUAAUGGGCAGUCUGAAAAUAGACACAACGCUGAUUAAUUUAAUGAAAAUGGCAUUGAAACCUACUCUGCCUGGUUGUUCGUUCUGAUUUAUUUGAACAUCAGUCAGAAGUCUCAAAAAAUUUAGAGGAGUAUAACUUGUUAUAUUAUAGUUUAAAAUUUAACGGAAAUUUUUUCAAAGGUGCAAUCAAUGAAAUUUCAUGAUGAAAAUAGUGUGUAUAGUUUCUUUGGGGUUACCGUGGUAACAGUGUCAAAGGUAAAGAAGGACAAGUCAGCACUAGAUUUAUAUUCAAAAUAGUUUUCCUCCCAGUUGAAUAAAAAGAAAAAUUCAAAAGCUAUAGUAGAGAGUUAUUCAGGGCCGCUGAAAGAAUGCCCUCGGGGCAUAUAUUAAAACUGGCUUAAAACGUUAUCUAAUGACCUAAUUUCUUUUACCGUAUAUCACCUUUAAUAUUCUACUUUUUGUCCCCCAUAAGAAAUGGAGGAUACACCAAGAAAAAUAGUGUUCCCUUUUUUCAGCGAGCUUGGUUAAAAUCUACGGUAUUAUCAUUGUAUGAUAUUUUAAAAAAAAUAAUAUUACAUAUUAGCAAACGCAUUGAGCAAGUCGUCAAUUUUGCUUAACUUUAUUCUAUAUUAAAUUAAAUAAUAAUCAAGUAACAUUGUCUAAACUUUCUUCAUUCAUUAUUUUUUUAAAGAUUAUUUUUAUCUUUUUGAAAAAUCAGUGAGAAAUGAUGUGAAUAAAAGAACUUGAUUAAAAACAAACUAAGAAUGGGAUGAUUAAUGAAGUCUAACAAACACACACAGGUGCAACAAUGUAGAAUUUUGUUUUUGUAAGUAUAGAAAUUGAAGGAUGUAUUUUUUCCAAAAAUGAUAACAUACACAUGUGCAAUUUUGGGUUUUUUUCUAGAUGAACAAAUUUAGAUUACAUAUCAUUUUAAAGUAACAGUAAACACAUAUUCUUUUAGGAAGCCUAUUUAAACAUGUACACAGAUACUAUUGACAAUAAUCCAUUUUUUGAGAUGUUCUCUAUAUAAAACGUUAUGGCGUUGGUGUGGGUGCAGUACGUGUUUAUUAGCUCAAUCAGUGUUUUUACAGAGCUUACCUCGAACACUUUAGGAUGUACCAACCCAAUAAAAGAAACUUCAGUCAUUAUUUCCAACUUUUAAAAAAAUAAUAUUGUGAGAAAUAGUUUACCCAGUGCUGGAUUCAGACUGGGAUAUGUUUUUAGUUUUGCAUACCUCAGCCUAUAAUAAGUUACCCAAGUGACCAUAAGCAUAUAGAUAGUCUCUCCCCUCUUGCUCUUGCCCAUCUCCUUGUCUUCCAUUCAAGCGUGUCAUUCUUUCUAAGUGGACCUUUUCACUAAAGGCCUGUCCAAACUAUCAAAUAUAUGACAAAAGCGUGUAAUAUGCCUAUAUAUAGUCAUGAUGACAUCACGUCAUGACUAUAUAUAGGCACAUCAUGACUAUAUAUGGGCAUACAACAGUUGGGUAUUGUUAAUGUCCCAAAAACGACGGCGUAAAUGCAUGUAGACUUGUGUGGCAUGCAUGCAUUCUUAGCUCUGUUUAUGAUUGGUCAGUUUUUAAGGUUAAUUAACACUCCAGUAAGUUCGUUGUCUUGCACUGUGUUCCACGCGAUGUUGAUUUGACGCAGUUCGUCAUAUUUGAAUAACAAGGUUUUAUUUCCUGUUUUUUGCCAUUUUCCAAAAACAGCACUUAUAUUUCAAAUUGCUGUCAGUGUUGCAUUUGCAAUUUUAGGUUUUAAAAUGGAUACACAUGCUGUUAAUAUAUAUUUGUCCUUAAUUGUUCCAGCUCAUUCAUGUAAUACCUUGUUUCACUGACCGUUUUUUCCUCACAAAUAAAAAAAUAAAAUAAAAAUAUCCUAUAAACAGUUUUGAAACUUUUUGGCAUCAAUCAUCUAACUUCCCCAGAUCUACUCUCUACUCGUUUAAAUGAAGCUUCUAAUUACAAAAACACCUUUACUCCCAUAUGGGCUGUGGUCUGCCUCCAGGCCCCUGCUAAAGGCCCAGGGCAGGCUGUGUCUCCGCACCCCUGCCGUUGGGCCUGGCACGCGCUUGGCAGCCCUGAUUAACCCAUGCAUCAGUAUUGACUAGGUGUGUAUUCAUUAAUUUGUUUAAACACCAUAUUGCAUGUUAACGACAUUCUACGAAAAUUUAAGACAAAUUACGAAUAUUAAAAUUGUGCAUAAUAAUGUCCCUUUGUCCAGGACACUACAAAUUGUUCUCGGAAACUAUUACUAUUUAGGAUGUACAAUACCAUCUUCAAUCUGCAUAAUUUAAUUUCAUUACUACUUUUCUUGAUUUCUGUCCACCAUAAACUCUGUGAUUAAUAUUGUACCAUCUUAUUUUGAAUUAUAUUUCUCAAGGAUUUAAUAACAUUAUGUAAAUCUUCUGUUUGGAAAUCUUACCUCCAUAAACCGGCACAAAACUCAUGAACGUAUGCAUUGAAUUUUUUUUUUUUUAUGUGUGUACCUGCGUACAAUCCACACCACUCUAUCUGCUCAGCGGUAGAUCCAGCUAGUUGGGACGGGGAUGCCCCUUUCCACAGCACAUUUGCAAAAGGGGUCUAUGCUAGAGAGGAAGCAUAUUUGAAAAUGUCCAAGUUUAAAUAAGGUCCCCUUCCCCCAUGUAAUGCUACUUCUCUUGGUUUACAUAAUUGGCAAAAAAUAAAAUUUUUUAAUUUUAUUUGAAAUCAUUAUUGCCGGGUGGCAGAUUUGCUAAACAAAGUUUAAAGAAAAGUCUUGCCUUCCCUCAAAAACCACCAUUUAAAAUGGCUCUGUAUUAACUUGUGAAAACAAGUAUUAAUCAUCUUUAUUGAAAAUUCUGUCAUAUUCUUGUUAAUUAUUAAUAUUAUAAAUUAUUAUUGUUGUUGUCAUUUGCUAUUUUUCUUUAUUAAUAUAUUACUGAAAAUUAUUUAAAGAUUUGUACUGUGUCUGUCUUUUUUAAAUAUGUACGAGAAUUUAAAUGUAGAAACGAAAUGCAGUUGUAAAAUAGAGGCCUUUGCACACAUUUGUAAAGUAUGUUAUUAAAUGGGUGAAACUUAUCUGAA